AUGGCAUUAUUAAAGCCCUUCCUUAGUAGGACUUUUUCAAGCUUUUUUGCUACUAUCACUGGUGGUAGAAAUUUGAUAGACAGUAUAGAAGAAUUAAUCACCACUAAUUACUGGUUAAUAUUUGUCAUGAUAAUUGUAUGUACCUGUAGUGCACCUUCCAACGGAGCAUUCUUUCUUAAUGACCCUUAUGGAUAUCCAUUUGUAUCACUACAAGACGAUAGCAUUGAAUCCGUUAGUGCUACUACUAUUACUACAACUACUAUUAUUUCUACUAUUAUUACUACAACUACUGCCACCCAGAGAAUAUUUCAAGAAAAAGCAAAAACAUUUGGGCAAAGCGCAGAAGAGAUUCAGAAAGUCAAAUAUUAUCUGGAGAAAAUUCAAAAAUUUGAAGCUAAGCAACAUCCAGAGGAAAUCCGUCAACAACAUACCACAAAAAAUUCCGAAGCGAUAAAGGACGAUUUACAAAUUGCAGUAGAAGUUGCGAAAUUUGAAAAACGACAAAAAGAUAGCAUUACAUUAAACCCGGAAGAAAAUGGUCAAUACUAUGAAGGUGACAUUGUUUUGGACGCACAACAAGCUCAUGAAAUCUAUGAAAGUAUGAUACAGCAUGGACGGCGUACAAAACGAAAAUUUAUCCGUUCCGAAUUACGUCGAUGGGAUUCACAUAAACCGAUUAUUUACAGUUUCGACGGGUCACAUACUAUACGUGAACAACGAGUAAUCGAGUUAGCGCUUGAACAUUGGCACAAUAUAACAUGUUUGAAUUUUGAGCGUAGAGAUGAUGAGAUUCAGGAAAACCGAAUUGUUUUUACGGAUGUAGAUGGAUGCGCAUCCAAUGUUGGCAGACAUCCUCUUGGUGAACCACAAUUUGUCUCAUUGGCACCAGAAUGCAUUCGAUUAGGAGUGAUAGCACAUGAAGUGGCACAUGCAUUAGGUUUUUGGCAUGAGCAAUCGCGACCUGAUCGUGAUAAUUAUGUUACGGUUCGCUGGGAAAAUAUUGAUCGUGAUAGCAAGGGACAAUUUCUAAAGGAAUUACCAACUGAUGUAGAUAAUGGUGAUGUACCAUAUGAUUAUGGUAGUAUUAUGCAUUACAGAAGCAAAGCAUUUGGUCGAUAUGAGGAUUUGUUUACACUGAAUACUAAUAUAAUGGAUUAUCAAAAGACUAUUGGACAACGAGAUCAAUUAUCAUUCAAUGAUAUCCGUCUUAUGAAUGUCAUAUAUUGUAGUGAUUCAUGUGCACAAAAAUUACCAUGUCAACGUGGUGGUUAUACGGACCCAAGGAGAUGUGGACGAUGUCGUUGUCCAGAUGGAUUCACUGGAAAACUUUGUGAACGGAUAAUGCCAGGAUUUGGAGCAGAUUGUGGUGGCCGCAUAGAAUUGACGUCUAGUUGGAAGCGUAUUACAAGUCCAAAUUAUCCCCGAGAUUUUAAAGAGGGACAAGAAUGUAGCUGGCUUCUUGUGGCUCCACCUGGUCAACGUGUACAGUUACGCUUCUAUGGUGAAUUUGAGAUGUACUGCAAAGUGCGGCAUUCACUUUGCAUGGAUUAUAUCGAAAUACGUAAUUCAACUGACUUUGCUAAUACAGGAAUGAGAUACUGUUGCUACGGGACUCCAAAAUCAUCGAUUAUGUCAGCUACUGAGGAUAUGUUAGUGCUCUUCCGAUCAUUCUAUCGUGGUGGCAAAGGUUUCCAGGCGCAGGUACGCGCGCUACCAACAACCGGUUUGUUCUUAGCGUGGUCCGAGUGGUCUGCGUGCAAUGCAUCGUAUGGCGCCCAGCACCGUAUCAGGCACCGUCGACGUAUCUGUGUCGAUGGUGCCUGCAUUGUUCAACAUUCGAACGGUGAGGUCUAUGGAUGA
Molecule: messenger RNA, 1860 nt
Organism: Brugia malayi
Lineage: Eukaryota; Metazoa; Nematoda; Chromadorea; Rhabditida; Onchocercidae
Gene: Bma-dpy-31
Exons: 9
Coding region: 1-1860 (619 amino acids)
Biological process (GO): molting cycle, collagen and cuticulin-based cuticle; proteolysis
Molecular function (GO): metalloendopeptidase activity; zinc ion binding
Source: RefSeq, a predicted model, not a curated record